This is a messenger RNA of Monascus purpureus, 489 nucleotides long. Lineage: Eukaryota; Fungi; Ascomycota; Eurotiomycetes; Eurotiales; Aspergillaceae. The record is from the annotation of a GenBank genome assembly.
AUGUCCUUUCCAAAAUUACUCAUUUCGUUGUUGUUUAGCCAGCUCACCGUCGCCAAACUCAUUCCAAAGACAGAAGGAUGUGUCACGUCCAUUUUCACAGCACUCAACUACAUUUCCUUUACUGGUACUCCCGGAACGGGACUCUGGGAGACAAGAUGCCAGAAUCCACUGAAAGCGAUCUCCAUAUACGCGGCUUCCGACAUUUAUUGUGAUGAUGAGGAGGAAAGACUUUCGGGCCUAGCGGACUUGGAGGACUCCUGUCGUGAAUUCGGUCAUGUUGAGUUGCUUCCUCGCGAGCAGUUCGCGGUGAAUCUUACUGAAGAAGCGGUGCGGAAUAUGCGAGUUGUCGAGUACCUUGAGAUUCCGCGGAUGGAGGCUGUGGGGACUCCGGUGCUCAUUUCUCGGUCAUAUUAUGAUCGUGUUUCGAGGACUCUUGUGGGUGAUUUUCUGGUCGUCAGACAAGGAAAAAAUGCUGACAGGAUGAGAUAG